CAAUAACCUAUUGAAUACUGAAUACAUCGACAGCUCGAAAUACAUGGCUUCGUCCGACGCUAGGCGAAGCUACAUCGAUUCUCGUAUUCUCUAUCAUGAGGACGAGGCUCGCCGUUUGAUGAAGUUGCUCCAGGACAGGAUCCGUGACCUGAAGACGGAACGGAACGAAUUGGCGCCAAUAUCACGCUGUCCCCCAGAGGUCCUCUGCAACAUCUUUUCUCAGUUAAAACGAUCAGUAGAAGACGAUUACGACUCGAAGCGUGCCUCCAGCCGGAUGGCAUGGAUUGUUGCCUCCCGGGUUUGCAGGCAUUGGAGGGCGGUGGUGCUCAGGUCUCCUAGUCUGUGGACGGACAUAAGCACCAGAAACUCCCCAGAAUGGAUAAAAACAGCGCUUUCAAGGUCUAGAGGGGCUGCUCUCUGUGUGCACAUCGACCUGACUCCAUACCGGGCCGACAGGUUUUUACCUGUUGUGGAAGAUGUUCUGGAUAAAAGCAGCACGAUUCAAAGCCUCGAGCUCAGCAUUGGCCCUAAAUACACACAGACCACCUUUCCACACCUUACGGCGCCGACCCCCAUGUUGCAGAGUGCAUUGAUCAUGAUGAUACCACCAGACCAACGCCUUGGUAUCAUAUAUGGUAAACCAGUUGCUUUACCAGUAAACCUAUUCGGGAACGAAGCUCCCAAUUUGCGGGUGCUCCACCUGAAGAACUGCGACUAUCCGUGGACCUCGAGCCUUUUUUCCAACCUCACGUCUCUGAAGGUCGACCUUUCCAACUGUUCUCCCAGCGAUGUACCAACCCAUCCGAUUGAAGAGCUCCUCAACGCACUGGUCAGAAUGCCGACGCUCGUCCGCCUCUACCUCUCGAGGAUUCGCCUCAACGGAACACCUCGAAUCACAGCUCGCUUGCCACACCUCAGCGAGCUUGAACUGGACUUAACGAGUCAGAACACCGCGCUACUCCUCCUCCACCUUCAGAUUCCCCCGUCAGUCAAAGCAUACCUUUCAUUCCGUGAAGCUGAUGAACGCAGUCGAGCCUUGAUUCCGGCAGCAUUGAGGACAUUGAAAUCAUCAGCCUCGGACCUACUACCUGCGACCAGCGAACUCCUCGGGUGUCAAAUCACCUGUGAAGGUCAAGGCAGUCUUCUAGUGGAAGGAUGGACGUCCCCCCACGGGAAACGCUGGGACGACACAAAGCUGCGGGUGUACAUCCGGAAAGCAGGCACAGGAUCGGUGCCUAUUUCCAUUUCGCAGAUAGCUUCUUGUCUGCCGCUGUAUGCGGUGGAGAGGUUAACCCUGAACGGGUGGUUCAACAGCCUGGCAGGGGACGAAGCUUCCUUGCUAUUCGCAAGUUUCCCUUCGGUGCGCGAGCUGGACAUCUCCUCAUUCGACAACCAGGAUGACUUGGUGGCAUGCCUCAAGGACGACCCCGCCUUCGCUGUUCCAUCAGCCCCGCCAACUUAUCUUCCCCUUCUCCAGAAGUGCGUAUUCGGGAAGGCUCUCUUCAGAGAGAGCCAUGAGAGGAUGGCUGAUUUCGAGAUGCUGUGGUCACUUCGUGCCCAGCGUGGGGCACGACUCAAAACGCUGGACAUCGGCUUAUCUGGCAUGCCCGAUGAUCAUGAGAUGGUCCCGCGGUUGAAAGAGGUCGUUGAUGAAGUAGAUACAAGGUCCGAGACAAGACGGUGGAUGGAGCUCUUCUGGGUGUAUAACGAAAGCACGAGCACGACUGGAGCCGUUGGACAGGGCGGCCUGGUUGUCGAGGGGUAG
Coprinopsis cinerea okayama7#130 is the source of this 1765-nucleotide messenger RNA. RefSeq lists its product as hypothetical. The transcript is spliced from 2 exons. NCBI's taxonomy places the organism in Eukaryota, Fungi, Basidiomycota, Agaricomycetes, Agaricales, Psathyrellaceae. The record is from RefSeq and is a predicted model, not a curated record. Bases 44 to 1765 code for a protein of 573 amino acids. Gene Ontology annotation, molecular function: protein binding.